GGUUUUGUCAAGGCGUGGCCUCAUUUAACGCGAGACACGUCGGAGUCACGUGACGAGGGACUCUCGGGCGGCGGCAGAUUCGGUUGUUUAUUGUUAGCAUAAACUAGCUAGCUAGUCAACGAGGUGAUAAAAACAAACCGGACAAACAAGAUGGAUUCUGAAGAUACUGAUCCUAUUGCUGUGAGCGAUCAUCUCCCAUCAUCCGUUUCACCCAUACAGUUACUCAGGAUGAAAGAUAUAAUGGCCAACCAAUGCUUUGACAUGAAUAUUAAGGUCAAUAUGGACAAACUGAAGUCUUCUAAACCCCUAGAUGCUGAAGCAGAUCUGUCCAAAUAUCAAAAAGAAAUUGAACAGGCAAGAACGUCACAUUUCAACAAAACACUGGCCCUAAACAGGAUGCAGGUUUGGAACGUCAUCAUUGAGAAACUGAUACAGGAUAAUGCUGGGGAAUCGCCACUGAAAGCUAUUGUUGAUGAAAAUGCAGACCUCAGUGAAAAGGCAUUAAAGGUUAUAAAGGAAACUCGAGAACUUCAGGACCAAAUCACAGACAUUCAAAAGGAGAGACUUGAGCUGAAAGGUCUCAUUAAGAACAAGAUGCAGGAGAUUAAUGCACUGAAACAGAUGGGCGAGAAUCAGGGCAAGGCACAGAAGCAGGCCGUGGAAAGAGCUGAGGAAAUCCUGCAGAAGUACAAAAAGAUCGCUACCAUUUCCCAAAAUGUCCUUCGAGGAAUCAUCCUUGCAAGCAAGGUGAACUGGAUCGACGAUCCUAAACUGAGAGACAUUGCAAUGGGGUUGGAGAGCAUCCCGAACUGAGGAGGACUGGAUUUAUAAAGCAAAUAUGCCACAACAUAUUGCAUAUCUUUUGUAAUAUAGAUACUGUAGAAUUUUUAAUACAGCCCUGUUGUCUUGUAAAAUGAGUAAAAAUAGUCUGCAUAGAAUUAGGAAUAAAGUGGGUAUAGAGAAUGGAUGGAUAGUCUGCAUAGUCACCAUGUUUUUUUUUUCUUUACUCGACAAACUAUACCUAUUACUCAUUACCUAAAAAAAGGUCAUAUAAUCUUAAACAAUAUACAAGCUAUAUCUGAGUCUGUGUACAGCAACCAUUUGUGUAAAUGUAAAUUUUUGCGCUGACAAGGGAAACCAUCUUCUGUGAUUUUUCCUUUACUGUUUCUAUUUAAAAAAUAUUUUUAGCAAGAAUAUAUGUGUGUUAAUGCUGAUAUUGCACUCUAAGUGGAGAAUAUUAUAAACAUGAACAUUAUUGUGGACAUUUCCCUAUAAUAAAUGUCUGUAAUUGCCUUUA
This is a messenger RNA of Hemibagrus wyckioides, 1297 nucleotides long. It is a transcript of the gene cenph, whose product is annotated as centromere protein H. Gene Ontology annotation, biological process: mitotic spindle organization; chromosome segregation; kinetochore assembly. The record is from RefSeq and is a predicted model, not a curated record. Gene Ontology annotation, molecular function: kinetochore binding. NCBI's taxonomy places the organism in Eukaryota, Metazoa, Chordata, Actinopteri, Siluriformes, Bagridae. The coding region runs from base 151 to 813 and encodes 220 amino acids. Gene Ontology annotation, cellular component: kinetochore; nucleus. The transcript is spliced from 10 exons.